Molecule: messenger RNA, 2499 nt
Organism: Paramecium tetraurelia
Lineage: Eukaryota; Ciliophora; Oligohymenophorea; Peniculida; Parameciidae
Exons: 7
Source: RefSeq, a predicted model, not a curated record
AUGAAAUUAAACGAUCAAAAAAGCAACAGUCAAUUAACUAUCUUUCCUCAAGCAUACAACACAAAUAUGACUGCAGCUUAUAAAUACUUAUCAAGAGAGUCAAGUGCAAUAAAAAAUGAUAAAUCAAUUUUAAAAUCUCCAUCAACUAACUAAUUGCUUUGCACAUCAAAUAGAGGGAGUGACAAGAAAGUCAGAAUUUAGGAAUCUGCUUCCAAAGGCUCGGUUUAGUUUAAAAGCACUGCGUAGUUUGGUCGAACUUCCACUGACCUUAUAUAGGUUCCUCCAAUGAGAAGUCUUAACAGAGAAGAUAGGGAAAAGCUUAUUGCCACUCUAAUUUAAUAAGUUAAAUAGUAGAAUUAAUUCAUUCUUUAAUUGGAAGAUAGAGUGCAGUAAUAAGCAGAACAAUUGGAUGAGUUAAACCUGUAUAAUGAGAAGUAUGAACAAAAGGAGAAAUGUUAUGGAGAGAUUAUUUAAAAUUAAAAUAAAAUAAAUUAAAGAAUUCAUUAGAUAGCAGAACUUAGGGAAUUAGAUGAGCAAAUAUCAACAAAUGAUCAUUUAGAUCUCUUAAACUAGAUAUACGAAGAUGAGGUUGAUAUGGACAUGGCAAUUAAAUGGAGAAAUGCUAGAUUAAAAUUUAAUUUUUUGGAUGCAUUUUCAAAGGCUGCAAAAUAUUCUAAAAAGUUGAAACAUGUUCUUCAAAGAAAAUAACAUCUUUAAUUAUAAAAUUGCUUUACAGGAUGGAAAUAUUAUAUCAAAAAUAAAGCAUUAUUGAAUUAAUUUAAUGAAGUCAGAAAGUUAAGGACUGUAAUUAAUUUCUGGAUGAAUUGGAAGCAAUAUAUUUAAGAUAAAAAGAAAUUUGAUAAAAAUCUUAAGACAUCUAUUCAAUUUUUUAAUCAGAAAAUAAAAAAAAAAUGCUUUUAUAAAUUGAAAUAGAAUUAUCUGAAAUACAAUUUUAGCUUGAAGGAUUUUUAGUAAAUCGCUUAAUCUGCUGUAAAUGAAUUUAAUAAAAUAAAGUUGUUUAAAGUUUUCAGUUCAUGGACUCUCUGGAUAAAAUAGCAAAAUUAAAAACAAAAGUGCAUUUAUUAACAUAUAAAUAAUGGACGCAUUAAUUAAAUGAAAGGAGUUAUAAGGUUUUUGAAAUUAAAUUCUGAUUUUCAUAAGGAAAGAGCUAACCAAAUAGUUAGGUAAAGAGGACAAGCAAAGUUAAAAAAGUUGUUUAACAAAUUGAAAUCAAAUUUGAAGGAAAACAAAUACAGAGAGAAUCAAAUUUAAUUAAAUAGAAAUUUCUUUAUCAAGUUUAGGCAAUUUAAAUAAUGGAUAAGGGAAUAUUAAAAGUUAUCUAGAUUAAAUCAUAUAAGCGUUAAGGUAGUGAAAAAGAGAGAGAAUUUAUUCUUAUAAAGAUUAUUCAAUUCUAUUAAAAAUAAUGCUUAGUAUAGGAAAAUGAAGAGAUAAAAUGAAAUAUUGUUGAGCAAGAAAUAUGACAAUAGAGUAUUAAAUCAGGCAUUUAUGCAAUGGUUAAGCAAUCUCUUAAAGAAGAAGAAUUUAUUGGUAAAAGAGUAAAAUGUUGUUAUUUUAAAACAAAAGGAUAUUGAUUAUUAGUAAUAAAACGAUGUGUAGAACUUAAAAUAAAUGUACGAUAGUGUCUCAUAAUAAUUGGAAAAUUAGGAGGAGUAAAUUAAUAAUUAUAAAAUAUUGAUAUCUAAUCAAAAAGAAGUAGAAAGAGAGUUGUAAAUGCAAUAUGAUUAUUUAAAAUAAGAAUUGAUGACAUCAAAAGAUCAAUUAGGACAUUAUUAGAUUGAGGGAGAUGAUGUGAGAAUAUUGAAAGAAUAGUAUUCAUAAGCCUAAUCAUAGCUGAGAGAGUUAAAAAUGCAAUAAAGAUGUAAUAUUAAAAUUUCAUAUUUUCAAGUGGGAUCUCCUAUUAGAAUUAUGUAGAAUAGCGGAAUAAAUGUAGACUAGGAUCAAUUAAGAAAGCAAGUAGAGAUCAGCACUUCAUUACUAAAUGAUUAGAAAUAGGAGUACAAUCAUUUGCAAAUGGAAUAUUCAAAGGUAGUUGGAGAUUAUGAGAAAAAGAUCAAAGAUAUUGAGAAAUACUUUGUAGACUUAUGUGACAAAUAAAAGUUGUAGAUUGAGAGAUUGUUGAAGGAAAAUCAAACUAUUAAAAUUGAAAAUCAACAAAACAUUGUUUCCAGAAACAGGUUAAUGGAUGAAUUGAAUAUGAUUCAUGAGUCUUUUAGAGAAGAAAUCCCAUAGUAAAAUCGCACAAACUUCCAAACUCAAGAAUCCUAUGAAUAAUAAUAGUUUGGAGGCUAUAAUAGAAGAUUAAAGUCGAAUUUGUAUAGUCAGACAUCACCAAUAUCAGAAAAUUAAUACUCUCAAAAUUCUCCCUAAAAAAAAGUAUAAAUUGAAGAUAGAAGGAUAAAAGAAGAAGCAUGCAAUUUAAGAGAAGAUAUUAAAAGACGAUUGGCUUCUUUAAAAACUUAAAUGGAUUACUAAUUGUGA